Triticum dicoccoides is the source of this 1040-nucleotide messenger RNA. RefSeq lists its product as uncharacterized. The record is from RefSeq and is a predicted model, not a curated record. The coding region runs from base 98 to 691 and encodes 197 amino acids. The transcript is spliced from 2 exons. NCBI's taxonomy places the organism in Eukaryota, Viridiplantae, Streptophyta, Magnoliopsida, Poales, Poaceae.
CUAACGCAGCCCCCCUCCCCCCCUUUUCAUCCGCAAAUUCCCCUUUUCUCCACUCCAGCAGCCGCCUCCGCCGUGCUGCCUCCAACCGCGCCGGGAGAUGGUGCCUCGAGCCGCUUCAAGCAGGCCAAGCCAGUUGCAGCCCCUCUUCCUCCUCUCACUUGGCUUUUCUCUUCUCCUUCUUCUCUCUCAUUCUCUGUUUUCGCCAUGGACAACUACAGCACCCUGCCCACCGUCUCAGUCGGCCUCAUGCUCCUCCGCCUCGAUCUGUCAGCCUCGUCGCCGGAGCAGCCGGAUCCGCCGUCUCCUGCCUGCCUGCCGUCGGGAGAGGAGGACAACUGAGAGGAACACCCUUUUUCUCCACUCCAGCAACCGGCCUCCCCGCGCUGCCUCCUCCAACCGCGUCAUGAGAGCCGCCUCAAGCAGGCUAGGGAGUCACCAUGGAACAUUACCUGCAGCACCCCCGCUCGCCUUGGAGCUCGCCGCCUCCGGCCACCACUUCGUCGGCCUUGUGCUCCUCCGCCUCGAUCCGUCCGACCAGCCGCUGCCUCAUGCCUCGCGUGCUGUCGGGAGGAGGACCCGAGAGGAGCGCCCGUUCGGACCGCGCGGAUGGACGACGGCGCGUAGGCAGUGUAGAGCGCGGCGUCGCCCCUCACCUUCUCAUCCUCCGCCGCGCUGGAAAGGGAGCAGAUAAGAGAUAAGAUAACUGCAUGCACUGCGGGUUGAAUAUCUCAAAUGACAAGGGGUUGUAUGAAAAAACGGACCGUUACUCAGAUAUAUUCACAUAUAAAUUCACUUAAAAAGGGAUUGCGGGUUUAAUUCCUAGAAAGCAGAAGGACUUUUCUGUAAAAAUACCAAUGACGUACGACCAGAAGCAGUAUCUGCUUUAUUAGUAGGUAAAGAUAGCAAAAGAGCCCGUGCGUUGCAACGGGAUAAAAAGAGCCUCUAGGUCAUUUGUUCACCUUCAAAUCAAGGUCACCUUGUGACUGCUCAAUUGUAUAUACUCCCUCCAUUCAUCUAUAUAGGGCCUAAUGCAUUUUUGA